GGUGCUGCCCACGUGGACUGCUGGCCGGCCGCCCCAGCCCCCCCGCGGCAUUCCGUUACACACUUGGUGGCUGCAGGCCCAGCAGGUGGCAGAGGCCUUCAAGCACGAGAAGGCAGCCCAAGGCAUCAGACCAAUGCUGCGCGCUGUGUGAGAGAGAAGUCUCACCCCAACUCUGGGCUGUCAACCGGCAAAGGAUGGAGCUGGAGUGAACAAGGUGGAGGGUGCCGCUGACCGACCGUGAGGGACGCUAGUGAUCUGUGGUCGCUGAGGCUGGGCACGUUCAUGGCUCUCGGGUGAAGUUCCACGGCCAGGAUGAAUUCUAUGGACAGGCACAUCCAGCAGACCAACGACCGACUGCAGUGCAUCAAGCAGCACCUCCAGAACCCCGCCAACUUCCACAAUGCUGCCACGGAGCUGUUGGACUGGUGUGGUGACCCUCGAGCCUUCCAGCGCCCCUUCGAGCAGAGCCUGAUGGGCUGUUUGACGGUGGUCAGUCGGGUUGCAGCCCAGCAAGGCUUUGACCUGGACCUCGGCUACAGGCUGCUGGCUGUGUGUGCUGCCAACCGAGACAAGUUCACGCCCAAGUCUGCCGCACUGCUGUCCUCCUGGUGUGAGGAGCUCGGCCGCCUGCUCCUGCUGCGUCACCAGAAGAGCCGCCAGAGCGACCCCCCGGGGAAGCUCCCCAUGCAGCCCCCCCUCAACUCCAUGAGCUCCAUGAAACCCACCCUGUCGCACAGUGAUGGGUCCUUCCCCUAUGACUCUGUCCCCUGGCAGCAGAACGCCAACCAGCCUCCCGGCUCCCUCUCCGUGGUCACCACGGUGUGGGGAGUGACCAACACAUCCCAGAGUCAGGUCCUCGGGAACCCUAUGGCCAAUGCCAACAACCCCAUGAACCCAGGCGGCAAUCCCAUGGCGUCCGGCAUGGGCACCAGCAACCCCGGCCUCAGCUCCCCACAGUUCGCAGGCCAACAGCAGCAGUUCUCAGCCAAGGCAGGCCCAGCGCAGCCCUACAUCCAGCAAAGCGUGUAUGGGAGGCCCAGCUACCCAGCCAGCGGCGCCUUUGGGGCCAGCUAUCCUGGGGGUCCGAGUGCCCCCGCCGGCAUGGGCAUCCCCCCACACACCAGGCCGCCUGCCGACUUCACGCAGCCUGCAGCAGCAGCCGCGGCGGCAGCAGUAGCAGCAGCAGCAGCCACAGCCACGGCCACGGCCACAGCCACUGUGGCCGCCUUGCAAGAGACGCAGAAUAAGGAUAUGAACCAGUACGGACCGGUCUGUUCCUCUUUCCAGAUGGGUCCCACCCAGGCGUAUAACAGCCAAUUCAUGAACCAGCCCGGCCCGCGGGGUCCUGCAUCCAUGGGGGGCAGCCUGAACCCUGCCAGCAUGGCAGCAGGCAUGACGCCCUCGGGAAUGAGUGGCCCUCCCAUGGGCAUGAACCAGCCCCGGCCGCCAGGCAUCAGCCCCUUUGGCACACAUGGGCAGCGGAUGCCCCAGCAGACCUACCCGGGGCCCCGGCCCCAGUCCCUCCCAAUCCAGAGCAUAAAGAGGCCAUAUCCAGGCGAGCCCAACUAUGGAAACCAGCAAUAUGGACCAAACAGCCAGUUCCCUGCCCAGCCAGGCCAGUACCCCACCCCCAACGCUCCGAGGCCCCUCACCUCCCCCAACUAUCCUGGGCAGAGGAUGCCCAGCCAGCCGAGCACCGGGCAGUACCCGCCCCCCACCGUCAACAUGGGGCAGUAUUACAAGCCAGAGCAGUUUAACGGGCAGAGUAACUCCUUCUCGGGAAACAGCUAUGGCAGCUACAGCCAGGGGCCUGCCAGCAGGCCUCCCAGGCCAGUUCCUGUGGCAAAUUACCCCCACUCACCUGUUCCAGGGAACCCCACGCCCCCCAUGACCCCAGGAAGCAGCAUUCCUGCUUAUCUGUCCCCCAGCCAGGAUGUCAAACCGCCUUUCCCCCCUGACAUUAAGCCAAACAUGAGUGCGUUGCCACCCCCACCCGCCAGCCACAAUGACGAACUGAGACUGACCUUCCCAGUACGGGACGGGGUGGUGCUCGAGCCCUUCCGCCUGGAGCACAACCUGGCCGUGAGCAACCACGUCUUCCACCUGCGACCCACGGUCCACCAGACGCUCAUGUGGAGGUCCGACCUAGAGCUGCAGUUCAAGUGCUACCACCACGAGGACCGGCAGAUGAACACCAACUGGCCGGCCUCUGUGCAGGUCAGUGUCAAUGCCACCCCGCUGACCAUCGAGCGUGGCGACAACAAGACCUCGCACAAGCCCCUGCACCUGAAGCACGUGUGUCAGCCGGGCCGCAACACCAUCCAGAUCACCGUCACGGCGUGCUGUUGUUCCCACCUAUUCGUGCUACAGCUGGUGCACCGGCCGUCUGUGCGCUCUGUGCUCCAGGGCCUCCUCAAGAAGCGUCUGCUGCCUGCCGAGCACUGCAUUACCAAGAUCAAGCGGAAUUUCAGCAGCGUGGCUGCCUCUUCAGGCAACACAGCCCUGAACGGUGAGGACGGCGUGGAACAGACGGCCAUCAAGGUGUCCCUCAAGUGCCCCAUCACCUUCCGGCGCAUCCAGCUGCCCGCGCGUGGCCAUGACUGCAAACACGUCCAGUGCUUUGACCUGGAAUCGUACCUGCAGUUGAACUGUGAGCGAGGGACAUGGAGGUGCCCUGUGUGCAAUAAAACUGCUCUCCUGGAGGGCCUGGAGGUGGACCAGUACAUGUGGGGGAUCCUGAACGCCAUCCAGCACUCCGAGUUCGAAGAGGUGACCAUCGACCCCACGUGCAGCUGGCGGCCAGUCCCCAUCAAGUCAGACCUGCACAUCAAGGACGAUCCUGACGGGGUCCCCUCCAAGCGCUUCAAGACCAUGAGCCCCAGCCAGAUGAUUCUGCCCAAUGUCAUGGAGAUGAUCGCCGCAUUGGGCCCCGGGCCUGCACCCUACCCACUGCCCCCACCCACCGGCGCCAACUCCAGUGACUACAGCAGCCAGGGCAACAACUACCAGGGCCAUGGGAACUUCGACUUCCCCCACGGGAACCCAGGAGGGACGCCUAUGAAUGACUUCAUGCACGGGCCCCCCCAGCUUUCUCACCCUCCAGACAUGCCCAGCAGUAUGGCAGCCCUGGAGAAGCCCCUCAGCCAUCCCCUGCAGGAGAGUAUGCCCCAUGCUGGCAGCUCCGAGCAGCCACACCCCUCCAUGCAGCAGGGCCUGCAUGGCCCGCACCCUGGCGCACAGUCAGGGCCUCCGCUCCACCACAGCGGGGCACCUGCCCAGCCCCCCCGGCCGCCGCCACAGGCCGCCCCCAGCAGCCACCCUCACGGCGACCUGACCUUUAACCCCUCCUCCGCCUUAGAGGGUCAGGCGGGGGCGCAGGGAGCGUCUGACAUGCCGGAGCCUUCGCUGGAUCUCCUCCCAGAACUCACCAACCCCGAUGAGCUCCUGUCCUACUUGGACCCGCCCGACCUGCCCAGCAAUAGCAAUGAUGACCUCCUGUCUCUCUUCGAGAACAACUGAGGCCCUGCAACCCCACGCCCACCCCCUGGGGGAGGGAGCACUGUGACCGGCGCACCGAGCUGGCCCCGACCACACAUCCUUCCUUCCUUCCCCGUGUGCUGACUGCCCAGUUCUUUCUGCGUCUACACCAUGGCCCUGACCCCUUGCCCAGCGCCUCUUCCAAGCAACUGAGCCUGAGCAGAGGCCACAUGCCCCCAGAUAGAGCUGAGCCCUGGCUGGGCUUCGAGGAUCCUUGUGCACUGCCAGCCUCCCAGCACCACAGAAAAGCACAAAACUCCAGGGGACGAGGAACCGCUCUUGCAGCCUGGGGUGCUGCCUGGCCCCCAGAAAUUGGACGCUGAGGUGCCCAGAGAGUGGAGAAAGGAGCCACAGUGGGAGGGGGAACAGGGAGAGGGGGUCCCUUGGUGGCCAGCAGCACCGAGGCUUCUGGACCCAGCCCAGUCAGGGUGGGAUGCAGGACCCUACUGCAGUUACUGUGCCCUGAUGGGGCAGGAGGUGGGCAGCAGUGAGACCAAGAGCUGAAUCUGCUUCAAGCCUCUCCUGCAUCCCAGAGCUCUGCGGCUCUUCAAGGAACGUGCUUGGACUUGGGGGACAGCGAGUGACCGAUCCUACUCUCCCAGACUGUGCUGGGCCCUGCCUCCCCCUCUCUACCCACCUGUCAAGCCAGUGGGCAGUGGGCGGCCGGGGUAUUGUGGAGCACCCACUUUGUCUUCGUGGGCAUCAGCCGCUGUUCGUUCCUGCACAAGGCUGCCCCAGCCCAUUCCCCGCCUCACGGAGACAAGGACCCCCCCCCCCCCUUGAGCUUCCCAUCGGACACUCCUUUUCCCCCUCCCGCCAGCUGGACCAGCCCCCAUGUCCCUUACUUUCCCGCUCCAUCUCCGGGGUCUCCAGGCUCUCUGCAUCCACCUGGUUCAGGCUCUUCUGUGACCCCCGCCCCAGCCACAGUGAUUGUGGAGGGGGUGGGUCAGUUCUGUCUAUCAGGGCAUCUGGGCCGGCUCACUGCUGCCAGAACCAGGGGUCUCCUACAUCUUGUCCAUCUCCCCACCCAGUGGUCUCCAGAACCCCACUUCAACUUCCCAGAGAGCCGCCAACCUCACUCCCUUUUGGUUCCUGUCACCCCAUGUUGAGGUUUGUUGCCAGCGUGGUGUUCAGUCCGCAAACCGAUUAUUUGAAGAAUUGCUUUUGUAAAUAUCUUUGUGAAUAUUUUAGUAUCGUCUUUGAUAAUAUCCAAUGUUUUCACGACCUGGUUAUAGCCUUUGCUGGUGUUUUUAAAAAUAACCUUGACUCAACAACAGAAGCCGAGUCCUUUUUUAAAAAACAAACAAAACAAAAACAGAAAUGUGGCCCGGUUUGUCCGUCUGGGAAGGAAGGACACGGGGCCCAUCUGGGCACCUCCUCACCUUGAACCGCCGUCUGGGAUGCUCUGACCCCCCCACUUGACACCCCCAGGCUUCCAGAGGCCUCGGUGCCUCUGCUUUCCACUCAGCCAUCUGGGGUCUGUGUGGUUCUCAGGUGUGCCCCUGCUCACUCCCCUACACACAGCUUCCCAGUGCCAAGAGCCACCCUGUGCCCACCACUCAGGCUCCUGAUGCCCCCUCUCAGCCCUGGCUGGGUCAGUCCAGGGCUUGCACUGGGAGCAGGGGUACUCUUGUGGGGUGGAGUCAGGACGAAGGCAGGGGGGUCCUAAAUUCAGUCACCUGGGGCAGCAGUGCCCCCUGAUUAUGACAGUCUCAGGUGAAGACACCCCCUCUCCCGAAUGGGGAUGGCUGUGCAGAGCCAUAAGUCACAUCAGCAAGCACAGGAAACCUGACAGGCAUUAGGUCGCGCCUGCCACCCUGAACAGACGCACCGGCCAGCACCACACCUCGGUUUGAAGCUUUACCCACGCACCCUGUUCUGUAUUUGUUUUCAUUCAGAAGAAACGUGUCAUGCUGUCUCCCUCAUGGAAGCCCCAAACGCCCCCACACACGCACCCCCAGGAGCCACACGUCCGUCCAUCCAUCUGUCCAUCUGUCCAUCCCAUCUGCUGGCCCCAGCAGCGCCUGGAAGGGCGUGUACAUAUGUAAAUGAGAAAUAGAGACAUGCUAACAGAUGCAUUCAUUGGCCCUGGAAUGUGUAUUUUUAUUUUACAAAACACAAACAAGACUUGGAACUCCAUCCGAGCAGUGGAAAAACUAGAUCCUGUUUGCUAGCGUUCGUGAGAUCUCUCCACCUCCGUCUUCUGUAAGAUAUUCGGACCCUGUGUGGAAAAGCAAUUUCUUUUUUUUUUCUUUUCCUUUUUUCUUUUUGUUUUUUCUUUUGGUUUUGUUCUUGUUUUUAUUUUACCUACAUGUACUACUUAGCUUCAGUGUGCUAGUCCUACCACCUGUGUAUUUUUUAGGGUGCUAUGGAAAUAAUGAAAAGAAACGGGGAUUUCAGAAGAAAAAUGUAACCAAAUUCAUACUUUGUCUAAUUUUUUGAUAUCAUGGUUGCAGGUGAUCUGCUCACCCCAUAUCCACACCCCCAUAGUGCAGCCCCAAAGUGACCCCCCAAAGAAGCCGCCAUCUUUGUACACCCACGUACAAUUGCAAUCAUUUCAUACUUUAAACUGGUCAGAAACUAAUUGUGAUUAGUCUUGCAAAGCUGUAUGUAGUUAGAUGAUGUGACGACACCUCUAAUAUUUAUCUAAUAAAUAUGUAUUCAGAUGAAACCUGUAUAUUAGGUGUUCAUGUGGUUAUUUUGUAUUUAAAGAUCAAAUUAUUUGACUAUUGCUAGACAUUUCUAUACUCUGUUGUAACACUGAGGAAUCUCAUUUGCCCGUGUUAAUUUUUUUCUAAAUAAAUGGACAAAAAUGAA
This is a messenger RNA of Suncus etruscus (white-toothed pygmy shrew), 6354 nucleotides long. It is a transcript of the gene ZMIZ1, whose product is annotated as zinc finger MIZ-type containing 1. The record is from RefSeq and is a predicted model, not a curated record. Lineage: Eukaryota; Metazoa; Chordata; Mammalia; Eulipotyphla; Soricidae. Gene Ontology annotation, molecular function: zinc ion binding; SUMO ligase activity. Bases 313 to 3519 code for a protein of 1068 amino acids. Gene Ontology annotation, biological process: protein sumoylation; regulation of transcription by RNA polymerase II. The transcript is spliced from 24 exons.